UUCACACUCUCUGACCCCAGAUCAGUGGAAACCAGACCGUUAGGAGUUUUUCAUGUCCAUGUGUAAAGUUAGAGAGACUAGUUAGCCUGCUCGGUUAUUAUUAAAUCACAACAUAAGCAUAAAACAAACAAACAAACAAAAGUACUGAUGAGAGCCGAGGUCCAGUCCACUGCUGUGACAGGAGGAGGAGGAGAACCUCCAGCAGCGACGAAGAAGAAAAAGAAGAAGAAGAACAAAAAAGGAAAAGAGACGAAAUGUCACAUCUGUCUUCAGAUGUAUGGGUCUCAGAACCCGGAUAAACACAUGCAUAGCUACUUGCACCAUGAGGCGCUCGAGACACUUACAGGCGGGGAGCUGAUGCACAAGUGUUGGGCGUGUGAUGUGUCUGUGCUGGGCUUGGAGCAAUUCAGAAUACACAUUAAUACCCAUGAGCACAAAAACAACCUGAAUUCCCUGAAGCAGCGCAGAGAGAAAGGUUUUACAUUGGAGUACAAUUACGACGAGUUGAAACCUCUCUGGGCUCAGAGAGAUCGCAACCGCCACAAGUUAAAACUGAAGAAGAAAAAAGAAAAGCUGAAAAAGUUGCUAGAGAGAAAGGCAGCGAAAGUCCAAAAAGCAUCGAAUCAGAAAUCACAGACGAAAGAUGGAGCACACUGGGGAAAACUGGGUAAAGGUUUCGUCCCACCUGGCUCACACGCCGCGAAAUCGAAACAGAGUGACAAUAAAAGUGUCGCAUGUCCAAUUAAUAAUGAAAACAAACCGGGAAAGAUGGACGCAGAUCCUGUUCUCGAGUCUAGAAAUGACGACAGAGCCCAGAGUGUUGGCUUGAACAGUGUUUGUUCGCAGACAAAAUGUUCCAAGUCCGUCACAUGGUCCAUGAAGGAAGAUGUGAACUUCACAAGCGACGCUGUACAGGAAAAUUUUUCUGUCUGGAAGGAAAAUGAAUCGCAGCAGAGCCAGGACACAUCCAGAAAGCAGGAUGAAGUCGUGCUUUCUCAGAAGAGAUCAUGCGAUUCACAUGUCUCUGAUUCUCCACCUGCGAAGAAGCAAUAUUUGAGAGAUGUUCCAUCCAUGAAGCCCAGAUUCACUCCAUCUGGUUGUGGUGAAAAAGUGGACAGUGAGCAUGCGAGUCAGUCAGCUGCACUGCUCCGUGCUCCAGGGCUGGUCCAGAGCCACACGGAUCCCUUGUCUGUAAUGCUGAAGAACAUCCGUAAGUCUGUGGCGGAGGAGCAUCUGACUGUCGGUUCUUCAAAAGAUCCUGAUCCUGGCGAAGGAUCAAAGCAACACAAAGACAGCAAAGAAACAACACUUUCAGACGUUCCGAAUUUCUCUGAAAAGUCAUCCAUAAAAAGUCAAAAACCUGAAGUCUGCCAGAUCACGAGAAAAUCAUCUCUACAUCAACAGGAAACCAGCCUUCCAUCAUCCAGUGCUGACCCAGACCAGAAACCAGAACCCACCCAGACCAGAAACGUCCUCCCGACCCUGUUGAGCCGAUCAGUCAGCAAAACGGAAGCCAACAAACCCAACCUGAAGGUGGCCCGAGGAAUCCACGCACCCCAGAAACCGAGCCAGGCGGCCGAGUCGCGGGUGCUGAAGCCGGCGCUGCAGAAGCUCAUCAGCUCGAAGAGCUCGCAGUGGCGCCUCAACUGGAAGGAGAUGUAUGAGGAAGCGACACACAGGAAGCUGCAGAGGGAGAAGGGCAUGCCCAGGUUCGGGAUUGAGCUCGUGACUCCGCUACCUCCUGAUUCACAAGGACUCACGGCUGAAGAAGUUACGCACUUGGAGUUAGACGAAGGCUUCCAGUGGGCGUCCAUCGAGUGUGACCCUGGAAUUCUACCUUGCUCAGUCGAUCCCUCGAGCAAAGACGUAUGUAGAUCCCAACCAGCCGAGACCCAUCCUACUGAGAGACAAGACCAAGGAAAGACUGUGGAAACCACUAAUCGCACUUCAUGGCCAGAGAAACAGAAGCAAAGAGAUGUCAGAGAAAAUCGCAGCACCUCAGAGAUGAGCAGGUCUUCUGAGUUUGGUAUAGAUCGUCUGGAAAACUGUGGUAUUAAUGAUGAUAAUGUGUCAGAAACCAGAGCUUUAGGAAGACGACAGAACUUGCCACCACCAGACAGAAGUACAGAGACGAGGCUGGAAAAAACUGACCACAGCCGAAUCGAGUACAUCCCUGUUGGACAAAUAAAACAGGAAAAGCAGGAUUCUCCCAACACUGAUGCGGUGAACAAAAAUCCUCCAAAACGCCAGGUGAAUGAACUGUUGGUCAUGUCUCUGAGAGAGGACGAGUUGUGCAAGUCUCUGGAGGAUGUGGACAGUCAACUGCUCAGGGCUCAAACGGUCCUCCAAACUGCCUUCAUGGAAGUUCAGCGCCUUCAAAUGAUCAAACAGCAGGUAACUGAUGAGAUGUCGUCCCUUAGAAGUAAGCGUAUAGACAUCCUGCAGAAAAUAAAAAAUUCCAGACCUCACCGGACAUCCGAUGCAGAUUCUCCCAGAUCUGCUGUUCAGACUCGCCGGAGAGCCGCAGGUGCCUUGAGGCAGCAUCAGGACACGGCGCUGGAUCUCUCUUCUGUUGUGUAGGAGGUUCCUGACGAUCAGAGACGCACUGAUUUAAGCUGAGCUUUACUUCCAGUCUCUGAGUGAAGAAAGAUGCACAUCGAGCUCUCCGAAAGCACUGUGACGCACCUUCAUCAGCUUGGAGCUGAGGCCCGGCUGAAUACCAGGCUGUAACUGUGUGUGUGUGUGUGUGUGGUGUGUGUUGAAGCGACUGCAAAUUUACACUGUGGUAUUGCAAAGAAAAAAAUGAGCAGUGUGACCGAGAGGAUGAGCUCAAGCCUCUUAGACGUUCUCCGUGUUUGUAGAGGGCGUUUCUGAAGAUCUGAGGAGCCUUAGUGGCUGAUUAGGUCUGUGUGCCUUAAAAGGUGUUUUUUUUCUUUCUCCUUGAUUAGAUUUGUCUGUAUAUUUUUCUAGCUAUGCACUGAAGUGUUCUUUCUGUGUAGAUGUUAUAUGGGUGGGGUUUAUUCUCCAUACAGCAUUGACAUUGUGUGUGUGGUGCUGUUCAAGGAAAAUGAUCAAAGUUGGAGUAGUGUGAUGAAGUGGAGUUACUUCAACAUCACACCGCAAAGUAGCUAUUAUUAUUGUUUUCCAAGGACAAUGUGGAACAAAACUUCUUAUUUCUCUUCUACAACAUCAAUUUACCAACAAUUACAAUUUUAUAAUGGAACAAUGUUUUUUUUUUUUUUAUCCACAUAUUUAAUGUUCAUGAAACAGCUUGGUUCCUGUUUUGACUUGUGUCCAUUACCAACAUGUCUUUUUUUUUCUGUCCUCUGUUGAAAUAAAUCAGACCAAA
This is a messenger RNA of Neoarius graeffei (lesser salmon catfish), 3349 nucleotides long. RefSeq names its product zinc finger protein 106b (gene znf106b). NCBI's taxonomy places the organism in Eukaryota, Metazoa, Chordata, Actinopteri, Siluriformes, Ariidae. Bases 148 to 2580 code for a protein of 810 amino acids. Gene Ontology annotation, cellular component: cytosol; membrane. The record is from RefSeq and is a predicted model, not a curated record. The transcript is spliced from 9 exons. Gene Ontology annotation, molecular function: SH3 domain binding; RNA binding.